Juglans microcarpa x Juglans regia is the source of this 2535-nucleotide messenger RNA. Its product is annotated as pentatricopeptide repeat-containing protein At1g51965, mitochondrial. Lineage: Eukaryota; Viridiplantae; Streptophyta; Magnoliopsida; Fagales; Juglandaceae. The record is from RefSeq and is a predicted model, not a curated record. Gene Ontology annotation, molecular function: protein binding. The transcript has 2 exons. Bases 176 to 2149 code for a protein of 657 amino acids.
CUCGUCGCUGCGUAUUUUUUUCCUCCGGUCGGCUUAUCUGAGCUCAUAUCACUAGCCCAUCGUAGCUACGUCGAUUACCAGCACCCAUCGGCCGUUCCCACUCGGCGCUCUUUAAAAACUGCCGAGCCACGGAACCAGUAAACCCUUGCACGUAGACGAACAGGCAAACGCCACCAUGAAACCCGACCUCCUAGCUUGCGCCACUGCGUUUAAUCACACCCGCCGCCACUACGCCACGAAAUACACGGCAAAGAUUACCUCCACCUCACCCACCGGACGCUCUCUCUCCGCUGAGGUCACCCCUCUCUCUUCUCCAUACCCCACCGAUAUCCGCGGCUACGCACUCCCCCGCCGCCACGUCAUCUGCAAGGCAACUCAGAUCCUCCUCCAAUCCCGUCCCUCCACGUCGCAUAAUCCCGGCCGAAAUCCCUUCCUCGACCUCUCCAACUAUCUACACUCCCUCCCUCUUCCCCUCACCCCCUCCGAGGCCUCCGAAAUCCUCAAAUCCCUAAACGACCCCUCCCUCGCUCUCCGGUUCUUCCAACUCUGCCCCUCCAUUUCGCCUAAUUUCCAACACGACUCCUUCACCUACACCCGCCUCCUCCUCAUCCUCUCCAAGUCGUCCUCCCCGGACCGCUUCGACCUCGUCCGCUCCGUCCUCUCCCAGAUGGACCUGUCCAACACGCGUGGCACCAUCUCCACCGUCAACAUCCUCAUCGGCUUCUUCGGAAACUCCGAGGACUUGGACCUCUGCACAUCCUUGAUCAAGAAAUGGAACCUCACCAUGAACGCCUACACCUACAAAUGCUUGCUCCAGGCGUAUCUGCGCUCCCUCGAUUCUGACAAGGCUUUCGACGUCUACAACGAUAUGCGUCGCCGAGGCUACAAAUUGGACAUUUUUGCGUACAACAUGUUGUUGGAUGCUCUAGCCAAAGAUGAAAAGGUUGACCGGGCGUGCAAGGUGUUUGAAGAAAUGAAACGGAAACACUGUGAGCCGGAUGAGUUUACAUUCACAAUCAUGAUCAGAAUGAAUGGAAAGAUUGGUAAAGCAGAUGAAGCAUUGUCUCUCUUUCAGGAAAUGCUAGCAAAGGGCUUCGCCCCAAAUUUAAUUGCUUAUAAUACCAUGAUCCAGGCAUUUGCUAAGGCUCGGAUGGUUGACAAGGCCAUUCAUCUCUUCUCUAAAAUGGUAGAGAAUGAGUGUCGGCCUAACGAAUUUACGUACAGUGUCAUCUUGAACCUUCUGGCUGCAGAAGGGCAGCUUGGUAGACUGGAUGUGGUUGUGGAAAUAUCAAAGAAAUACAUGAAUAAGUUGAUAUAUGCUUAUCUUGUAAGGACACUGAGCAAGCUGGGCCACGCGGGUGAAGCUCACCGACUAUUUUGCAAGAUGUGGAAUUUCCAUGAUAGGGGGGAUAGGGAUGCUUACAUGUCCAUGUUAGAGAGUUUAUGUAGUUCAGGUAAGACAACUGAGGCUAUGGACCUGCUGGGCAAGAUUCAUGAAAAGGGAAUCAACACCGAUACGAUAAUGUAUAAUACCGUUUUCUCAACUCUUGGCAAGUCGAAGCAAGUUUCGCAUAUUCAUGAUCUUUUCGAGAAGAUGAAACAAGAUGGUCCUUCACCAGACAUAUUUACUUAUAAUAUUCUGAUCUCCAGCUUUGGUAGGGCUGGGAAGGUCGAUGAGGCAGUUAGAAUUUUUGAAGAACUUGAGAAUAGCAAUUGUACACCUGACAUUGUCUCGUAUAAUUCCUUAAUCAAUUGCCUUGGGAAGAAUGGUGAUCUUGAUGAAGCUCACAUGAGGUUUAAGGAAAUGGAAGAGAAAGGAUUGAAUCCCGAUGUUGUCACAUACAGCACACUCAUAGAGUGUUUUGGCAAGACGGAAAAGGUUGAGAUGGCCUGCAGGUUGUUUGAUGAGAUGAUUGCCCAGGGAUGCUGUCCUAACAUUGUAACGUACAAUAUUUUACUCGACUGCCUUGAGAGGUGCGGGAGAACUGCAGAAGCAGUGGAUCUGUAUGCAAAACUUAAGCAGCAGGGGUUGACACCAGAUUCGAUUACAUAUGCAGUGUUGGAGCGGUUGCAAAGUGGUUCACACAGAAAAUUCAGACUUCGCAGGCAAAGUCCGAUUACUGGUUGGGUUGUUAGCCCUUUGAGGUGAUGGAAGCUUGAAAACUUGAUUCCCUUGCUCGGCCUCUUAAUUGGCGCCAGCAUCAAAAGAUAAAACAAUCUUGAAACUUCUAUAUGUCGUGGUGGCUCAUUCCUUUCUAUACACAUCCACAGGGAGGUUUAAUGUUCAGGAAAGCGACCUAGUUUUUGGUUCGAUUCAAUUUAUGAUGCAAACUUCUUUUUUCUAUUUUUCAUAAUGGCAGAGACAGCAGCAGCGUAACCAGAGUUUGUAUUGGUUACGUGUGGAUAUCGAAUCUCCCAGGUUGCUUUAAAUUGAACACAACAGAGCAAAAGUGUUAGGUAAGCAUGGUGUGCUGUUGCUCUAAUGUAACUGUAAAGGAAGAUUGCUGAUUCAGUCCAUGCAUCAAAUGUACAUUA